UCUUUUUGAAAUAGAAUUUUCAUAAAUAAAAAAACAAUUCUCAUUCUCCAAAGAAGUGUACAUUCGGAUCAUCCUGGACAAAAACAAAAAACACAUUAAUAAUUGUUCUGACGCAUACAGGAUGAAUGCAUGGACCAGACACAUGCGCUGAUAAUAAAAUUGAGUUACUCAGUGAGUAACAAAUAUAAACCCGGAAAAAACGUUUACGGCAUGGAAACAUUCAUUCACAUUGCGAGGGGGAAAUGGGGGAAGUGAUUAAUUUUCAGAUUAUUUUGACAACUCCAAAUAAUGGACUCCCAAGACAAUAGUCAGGAAAGUCUGGUCAGUUUUCUCAAUUAGGGAAAUUAUUCUUGUAAAGGGCCGAAUGACUUAAAUGUUUAUGUAAAUGGUAUGAAAUCAUUUAUGCACUAAAAGAUUAAAAGAUGUGUCAUAUGGUUGACCUCAGAUUUAGCCACUGCUCCAGAGUACGAAAAGAGAGUAUGAAUGAAAAAUGUCUAUACUGUUGAUUUACAAAGUAGCACUUGACAAUGACUGUGACGUGUUUUAAGUAAAUUAAUUAUGAUUGAUUUCUUCAACUCUGGCAGGUUAACAUCACCAUGUUCCGCUGCGUAACAUCUGACCAGGUAGUGCUUAUGUUGCCUUUGGUUCUGUUGGUGUUGCUAAUGCCCUUCAGCUGGAGUUUUCAAGCUCUGACUCCUGGCUGCCACCUUUACCCAUUUAACGUGACCGUACGUACAGACAAGCGAGGUACAUGUCGAGGAACUCAGAUGGUGUACGCUUGUGUGGGCUACUGUGAGUCCAGUGCAUUCCCGUCACGCUACUCUGUGCUGCUGGCGUCCAAUUUCACCCACAACAUAACGUCUGCUUCCCGCUGCUGCACCAUUAGCAAGGAUGCCAAGAUCAAAGUACGUCUGCACUGUCCCGGAGGCCGUCACCAUGACGAUAUCGAGAUCUUGACCGCACGGGCCUGUCGGUGCAACAUGUGUCACAAAUCCCGUUACUGAGAGCCCACAUAAAGAAUGCCUCACUCAUGCUGUACAGGACACCUGAGAAUGCUGUGCAAUUAUGAAAAUGUGCAUUUUUUGGAUUCAAAUAAUUUUCUGAUUUUACCAUUUUCAUUUCACUUGUAAAUUUACAUAAAAACACACCGUCACUGAAAGGAUUGGGGUCAGUAAGAAUUUUGAAAAGAAAUGAAUACUUUUAUUCGGCAAGAAUGCAUUAAAUUGAUCAAAAGCAACAGUAAAGAUAUUUUUCAAAUAAGCGCUCUUCUUUCUAAAGUUCUAACGUAAUGUUUCUAACAUUCUGCUCAUCAUUGAUAAUAAUAAGAACUGUUUCUUGAGCAGCAAAUCAUCAUAUUAGAAUGAUUUCUGAAGGAUCAUGUGACACUGAAAACUGGAGUAAUGACGCUGAA
Molecule: messenger RNA, 1411 nt
Organism: Megalobrama amblycephala (Wuchang bream)
Lineage: Eukaryota; Metazoa; Chordata; Actinopteri; Cypriniformes; Xenocyprididae
Gene: gpha2
Product: glycoprotein hormone subunit alpha 2
Exons: 3
Coding region: 597-1004 (135 amino acids)
Biological process (GO): cell surface receptor signaling pathway
Cellular component (GO): extracellular region
Molecular function (GO): hormone receptor binding; hormone activity
Source: RefSeq, a predicted model, not a curated record